This is a messenger RNA of Saccostrea echinata, 2228 nucleotides long. Its product is annotated as microphthalmia-associated transcription factor-like. The transcript has 8 exons. Gene Ontology annotation, biological process: regulation of transcription by RNA polymerase II. Gene Ontology annotation, cellular component: nucleus. Bases 44 to 1750 code for a protein of 568 amino acids. Lineage: Eukaryota; Metazoa; Mollusca; Bivalvia; Ostreida; Ostreidae. Gene Ontology annotation, molecular function: RNA polymerase II cis-regulatory region sequence-specific DNA binding; DNA-binding transcription factor activity, RNA polymerase II-specific; protein dimerization activity. The record is from RefSeq and is a predicted model, not a curated record.
CAAAGGGGGCGUUUCCCGCAUGGCGUUGUUUUGAUAUAUAAGCAUGGGCACGAUGGGGGACUAUGACGACAUCGGGCUGGAUUUGAGGGUUCCCAAGAUGUCACCGGAGUCGGAUGAUUUGGAGCAGUGUGAUAGUCGGACGGAAUCGGAUGCAGAGCAAGUUGGCAGGUUUCUAGUGGACGGAAGUCCGAUCAAAUUAGAAAGAAGUGAAAGCGAUACGGAAUCUGACAAUCCUGGAAUGUACGAUAAUCAACACAUCGAUGAAGUCUCUGAUGCUGAUAUCGAUAUAAAAGUGUGCUAUCCUAACACUGAAUUGUACAGAUUAGAUGCUCAUAAUAAUGAAAGUGACGAUGUUUCCGAAGAGUCUGAGAAAUAUGAUGACUUUGCGACGACAAACAACGAUAAGUCAGUGGUGGUUAUUAGUGGCCGUAGACAAAGUGGAGAGGGUGGGAAAAGAAUCCAGUUGAGGAGUUUACUGGACACACGGGUUAGCAGAGGGGGGAAGAUCGAAAAGGUCCGUGUCAUCAAAAGUCCCAACAUGACAAAACUGGAUGUUCCGAGGGGAAACCUCCGAGCCAACCUUCGCCUGCAGUUGAUGAAGAUGCAGGCCGCACAGGAAGAUCAGAAGAAAGAGCAGAUGACCUACUCCCAGUCGUAUAAACCCGUCACUCAGUCCCAGCCCCAGACCAUACAGAUCCCCGCCGCCACGGCUCACGCAGACACACAGGUCCCCUCCAGUAUACUCACAGUCAAAACACCACUCCAAAACCCAACACAGUUCCACGUAAGUGAAAACCAGAAACGACAAAUUCACCUCUUCCUUCACAAUACGGGCAAGGUGAGCACGGCCCAGUCUAUGCCCGCUCUUACCACUCAGAUGCCCGCAGCUAACAUGCCCACCACAGUCAGUGGGAGUGCGCCCACGGUGGAUCCCGACAGCCCACUCUCCAUGGGCUUUAGUAGUGCUACUAACAGUGUCUCCGAUUUUAAUGAGGUUGACAACCUUUUGAAUGAUCUCAUCAGUCUAGAGUCUGUAGAUCCUAAUGUUGACCAGGAUCUAAAUCUUCUGGACAUGUCGUCUCUCAACCAAAUGUCCUCAACACUGCCUCAUUCCAACAAUAUCUUGGGUCUUUACAAUGAAUCAUCAAACGACCCAGAAAGUAGUAAUACAGCAAGCUCGUGUCCGGCUAAAUUCACCAACAUUCCAAUGCCUGAGUUCCUGUCUGAGGAGGAGCAAAGGAUGUGGGCGAAAGACAGACAGAAGAAGGACAACCAUAACAUGAUUGAGAGAAGAAGAAGAUUCAAUAUUAAUGACCGAAUCAAAGAGUUAGGGACACUCCUCCCAAAAUCCACAGAUCCAGAUAUGAGACAGAACAAAGGAACGAUCCUAAAGGCUUCUGUAGACUACAUCAGGAGAUUAAAGAGAGAUCAGGACAAAAUGAAGACAUUAGAGGCCAGACAGAGGCAACUGGAGAUGAACAACAGAAAAAUGCUCCUCCGAAUGCAGCAAAUGGAGUUGCUUAUGAAAGCUCAGGGAAUGCAGACAGGUCUGGACACCGAGAUUGAACAAUUGACACUAUCUCAGCAGCCUGUUACAUUUCAGACUACCAAAUUCCAACCUGAUCUCGCAGGUCUCACCAAUAACAUGGACGUGUUUAUGGAUGACGGCUCACCAGUGAAUGCCGAUCCCAUGCUUUCCUCAGAGCCAGUCAGUCCUAGUAACCUUGACGACUCGUCAGACAUGUUAUGAAAUAUUGUGUUGUCUGGAUGUGUCAUGUGAAUUCACUCGGCAAGUCUGAGCGAAAAGACUUUCGUCCUAAGAUACUGAGUAUCUGCGUGGCAGGAAGGCCUAUUUCCUGAAACUCUACAGACUUUUCGCAGUUCCCAGAGCAGGGAUGAUCAAGAUGACUUCGCUAACAUUUUUCGAAGAGGAUAGCAAGGUUCUUCAUUUGUGAUCAAAGUUUCUCAAAAAGUGCAAUUCCCCUUUAUCCUCUUUUAGCAUAGAUUGGAUAUUAAAUUUUUAUGAUUGUUUUCUCUCUUACCCCCCCCCCCCCUCCCCAACCCCCAACCCCACACCAAAUGUCUUACUCCCAGGGUAAUUCAAUACUGGUGAUGGAAUCAAACCUUGUAAAUAUACAUGUAUCUUUCUUUCAUCAUUUCAUAGUGCUGGCACAUUAUUGUCAUAUAAUAUGGUCAAAAUCAUACAUGGUUAUUAUCUUUUCCAUAUU